This is a messenger RNA of Diabrotica balteata, 4310 nucleotides long. The record is from the annotation of a GenBank genome assembly. Lineage: Eukaryota; Metazoa; Arthropoda; Insecta; Coleoptera; Chrysomelidae.
CGCACGUCAAUGCCGCCUCCACCCGCCUAACCACAGUCGCAUGGUGUGUGUAAUGAUUCAAAUAAUAAAAUUAAAAAAACAAGAUUCGCUAAUUUCUGUUUCCGUGUAUUAAAUUUGAAAUUAAAUUUUUAAGGAGUGUUUAAUAGUUUGGACUGUAAUGGACAAAUUCAACUUGUUUAAGAAAGUAAAUUGUCAAGAGGGCGGUGGAUUUUUACGAAGAGCAAAUGAAUUUAGUUUACAUGAAAUAUUCAACAGAUAUGCCACUGUGGACAAAAAUGGCGAGAAGUUUAUGACCGCCGAAGAUUUCGUUAUAAAAUAUUUAAAACUCUUGGACGAUCAAAACUACAACAAGGAUACAGUAAAGUUGUUGGCAGCAAUCGUUGAUACCAGCAAAGAUGGACUCAUUUCUUAUCCAGAAUUUCAAGCAUUCGAGGGGCUCCUCUGUUUCCCGGAUGCUCUGUAUAAAACAGCUUUUCAAUUAUUCGAUACUAAUGGAAAUGGCAUGGUUAGUUUCAGUGAAUUCGUUGAGGUAAUGAAGAAAACUGAACUACACAAGAAGAUUCCUUUCAACAUGGAUUCACCGUUUAUCCAGCUGUAUUUUGGUAAAGACAAGAGCCGCGUAGUAUCCUACAACGAAUUUUCGCAGUUUCUUCACGACUUCCAUGAAGAGUACGCCAUCGAAGGUUUUAGAAGGGCAGAUACAAAUGGCAGUGGGUUUAUUUCCCUCUCGGCCUUCCAAGAAAUCAUGACCAGUAUAAAAAGUCAUCUACUAACCAAACAAGUUCAGUCGCAUCUAAUCGAGGCAGCGACACAAUCACAGGGAGGCAGCCGCGUAAGUUUUCCAUAUUUUAUUGCAUUUAACUCCUUAUUAAAUAAUAUGGAAUUGGUCAAACGUAUUUAUCUUAAUGUCACCAACGGUCAUAGAACACAAGAAGUCAGCAAGGAGGAAUUCAUGCAUUCAGCCCAGGCUAUGUCACAAAUGACGCCUUUGGAAGUCGACAUCUUGUUCCAAUUGUGUGACGUUCUUCAUCAAACAGGGAGAAUCGUGUAUAAUGAUUUGUACGCUAUCGCACCUGAGCAAUACUUUAAGCAAAUUACGAAUCGAUUAGCCGAAAUCCACGCUGUUUCGAGCCCGGAAGAUAGAGGAGUUGUUAUUCAAAUUUUAGAAAGUACUUACAGAUUUGCAUUGGGUUCGAUUGCUGGUGCCGUUGGUGCCACUGCAGUAUAUCCCAUAGAUUUGGUUAAAACACGUAUGCAAAAUCAGAGGGCAGGCUCCUUUAUUGGAGAAUUGAUGUACCGAAAUAGUUUUGAUUGCUUCAAAAAGGUUAUUAGACACGAAGGUGUAUUUGGGUUGUACAGGGGAUUGGUACCUCAACUAUUGGGUGUGGCUCCCGAAAAAGCCAUUAAAUUGACGGUAAACGAUUUGGUCAGGGACAAACUUAUGGACAAAAAUGGUAAUAUUCCAUUAUGGAGUGAAGUACUUGCUGGUUGUUGUGCCGGUGGUUCUCAAGUGGUAUUUACCAAUCCUCUGGAAAUAGUGAAAAUCAGACUUCAAGUUGCUGGUGAAAUUGCUGGAGGUGCAAAAGUACGGGCCUGGACGGUAGUUAAAGACUUAGGUUUUCUAGGAUUGUACAAAGGUGCAAGGGCUUGUUUCCUUCGUGAUAUACCUUUCAGCGGUAUCUACUUCCCAGUCUACGCACACACUAAGGCUAAAUUUGCUGACGAGAAUGGAUACAAUAGUCCAUUGACACUUCUCUCGGCUGGUAUGGUAGCUGGUAUGCCUGCAGCAGCAUUAGUAACUCCUGCUGAUGUAAUUAAAACUAGGCUUCAAGUCGUUGCGAGAUCGGGACAAACGACCUACAAUGGGUUAUUGGAUGCGGCUAGAAAGAUAUUUAAGGAGGAAGGAUUUAGUGCGUUCUGGAAAGGAACUACAGCUCGUGUCAUGAGGUCUUCCCCACAAUUUGGUGUUACCCUAGUUACAUAUGAAUUGCUCCAGAGAUAUCUCUAUGUCGACUUUGGAGGAACUCGCCCAUCGGGAUCCGAACUAAAACAGAUAUCAACGAUAGGAGAUACAAAGAAACCUGCCAAUCCAGAUCACGUCGGUGGAUACUCAGUAUCACUUCCAAUUUUCUCAGGAAUCGAAAGCAAAUUCGGACUUUGCUUACCCAAAUUUUCGGUACCACAAAAAUCCUAAAGAAAUAUUUUGUUAGUCCCGAAAUAGGUUUUUAAAUCAAAUCUUUUUGUUGUUAUUGCCGCUUCAACCGUGUUAGUUCGCUUGUUUCCUAAUCAAAAAACAGAUUACAACAUUUUUAUAGUAUAUUUUUAUAUAUCGGUAACAGAAAUAUUGCGGUUAAGAGAUUGCAAAUUAAAAUAAGAAAAGUCGUUUUAAUUAUGCAUAAGGGUACUACUAUUAAUUUUAUCGUUGCUUCAUUCAUUCUUUGUUUUUUUUUCAACCGAAAAUAUUUACAAUUAUACAUUGCUUCAAGAAAUAAGUCAUCAGCUGUCAAUACUGUCGAAUAAAACUAUAAGCAACCUUUACAUCCAUGUACGUGAUUUUUAAUUAUCUGGAAAUUUAUCUUAUUUAUACUUUACAUUCAAAAUGAAUUCCUAAAUAAAAUGUGUGAAACAAAAUUUUAAAAAUAUGCAUUACUAAAUUAAAAAAUCGAAUUAUCUUCAACUAAAUGGAGUAAUACUUACUUAAAUAUAGUAAAAUUGAAAAUAAUUUCUAAUAGAACAAAGUAUAAAUUGAAUUGUGCUAAUGAAAUUUUCGAUUUUACAAUAUAUUUAAUAUUGUUCAAUGUUUCAUUAAGAAUAUCUAUUUUGAGUGAGGUUACUUGCAUAUGUUUUUAACUGCCUACCUGAUUCACAGUAUUUGUUCUAUUUUUGGAGUAUUUAUGAAUAUAGACAUUUGGCAGUGGUUAUUAUAAUAGUGUAAUCUUCCUGGAGAACUUUCAUCAGUUCAAUUAUAUUAGGACGUGUUUUUUAGAUGCGUCUGUUUAGUCUGAUCUGUUAUCAUUCUACAUAAUUUGUAGUUCGGCGACGUUUUCAAUGACAAUUAUUUAAUUAUUUAAUGCGAAUUACCAAUCCGCUGGUAAAUACAAUGAUCAUUGAAUUUAACAAUGGCUUCAUCGGUCCGGGAAUUCUCCUUUGCGUAAAGCCAAGUAUCUUUAACUUUGUCUUUUGGCAGAUGAUCUAAGCAGAAAGAACUCAUUCUGUCUUUUUAUUUCCUUGUUUUCCUUGUACAACUUUAGAAGGCUUAAAUAUUGUACUUUACGCCAAAUAGCUUAGGUAUUAUGAAAACUGCAUACUUUGAUAACUUGUAGCUGAAGAAAUUUCUUCUAUAUUAAUAAUUGACGCAACUUUAAAAUGUAUAAUAUAUUUUUUAUAAGAAAUUAUUUACUUGGUUUUCCAAUAAGGAGAAAUAUCUUUUGCUCGUCUUUUUUGUCAGGACGUAUCAGGUUCUUCCGUGCUACCAAUGUUAACUUGAAUUGUGUAUAAUUGACAAAACCGUGAACUGGAGCGUUUGAAAAUCCCAACGAAUAGGAAGCAGAUCCUCCAAUUCUAUUUUUCAAGCCAUCGUGCCAUUGUAAAUUUUUUUAUUUAAUUUAAAAAUUAAUUAUAUUUUGAGUAUAAAUGCCGAAAUGUAGAAUAAAACGUACAUAUUUAUUGUAUACCUUUUGAAUUUUUUUUAUAUAUGUUUUUUGAACACUUGAGAUAAAAAGGAAAACUUUAUUUUAAAUAUGUUUGCAAUGCAUGUUUGAAAAUGUUUCAGCGCUAAAGAUAAAAUGGUUCAAAUAUUUUUCUUUGCUGGAUGCUUGCAGGAUGGAUGCUGCUGAUUACAGGAUAAAAACUAUUUUUAGCCGUGGGUAAAUUCAAAUAAAAUCGAAUUUUAUCAAUAUUGUUUGAGGUUUGUAGAACUGUGUGGGUGUUUGCCUUACCAGAUUCUUCUCUACAUACCAACAUUGUUUUCUAAACUUCUCUGGUGCUAGAGGCAAAUACAUGUAUUUAUCAUUCCUUUUGUAAUAUUAACAAAAAAAUAUCACAUGAAUAAUGAAUAAAGACUAUGAAUAAUGUAACAAGCGAUAAUUUUCUUAUAAGAAAUUUGAAAUUUCUUACCGGGUAGAGCAUUAUUAUCUUGAAGCAGUCUAUAUUUAUAUUGAUUAAAAUACGAUUUAAAUUUGUUAUAAAGAAUAACUGCCAUUAGUUGAUCUUAAGAUUUUUCUAAAUAAGCGAAACAAGCGAAUUUUAUAACAAAUGUGAAAUAUUUUAUUGUACAUAGGAAUUAGGAUAGGAAUAUAUUUUUUUGUGUC